Messenger RNA from Aspergillus glaucus CBS 516.65, 1322 nucleotides. RefSeq names its product putative integral membrane protein (Pth11). Lineage: Eukaryota; Fungi; Ascomycota; Eurotiomycetes; Eurotiales; Aspergillaceae. The record is from RefSeq and is a predicted model, not a curated record. The transcript is spliced from 5 exons. Bases 210 to 1073 code for a protein of 287 amino acids.
CUGGUGCUGUGGAGCAAUGAUACUAUAACUUCUUUUGGGUUGUUUUCGAAAUUGAAAUUGAAUAAGAAUACGUGCACGUCGCAUCGCAUAGUCAGUCUUUCGCUCAUUCGCAAUGUACUAGUCGUUCCUUACACACCUGUCCUUCUUUUCCUUUCCUCCCUUUUCCUAUUGUUCUGUCCUCUACCUCUCCUUUGUACGAAUACAAUGAUAUGACCAUGUGGGUGUACAACCAAUCCACCCCCGACCCUCACAGCCAUACCGCCACUGUCAUCACCAUAAGCAUCCUCUUUCCGGCUCUCGCCCUCAUCGCCAUCGCCUUCCGAUUCUAUGUUCGCCUGCGCUUAAAAAGGACGCCGUGGUUUGAUGAUUAUGCUGCGCUGUCGAGUGCUGUGUUGGGGGCUGUUUAUGGGGCGAUUGCUGUUGCUCAAACAAGAUGGGGCCUCGGUUUAAACACAUCAUCCUUCCCCGUUGAAAAUGUCGUUCCAUUCGGAAAGAUCCAAUACGCCGGCGGCCCCGUCUACACAAUGGCCCUCCUCGGCUUCAAAGUCUCCCUCCUAACCUCCUACCUCCGCAUCGGCGGCUUCGUCAACACCUACAAAAACAUCAUCCUCGCCGCCAUCGCCGCCUGCACCAUCAACCAACUCAUCUUCACCUUCCUGCUGCUCUUCGCAUGCAAUCCCGUUGCGAAACAAUGGGACACUACACUUCCGGGACAUUGUCUAAACACGGUCCCUAGUUAUUAUGGGUUAGCGGGCACGAGUCUGGGCUUCGAUAUAUUGAUUAUUGCAUUGCCGUUGCCGGUAUUGGGCAAUCUGCACUUACGGCGGAAGCAGAAGAUCGCGCUGAUGGGGGUUUUUGCGCUCGGUUUCUUCGUCACGAUUAUUCAGAUCAUUCGCAUUUUCACGGUCAAGAAUCUCAAGACGUAUACGGACUCGAGGCCGAUUGUUAUUUGGUCGGUUAUUGAGAUUUCGCUUGGUGUCAUUUCGACAUGCAUCCCAACCUACGCCCCCCUCUUCCGCGCCUUCACCUCCCUCAACUCCUACUACAACCGCUACGGCUACAACUCCGCAUGACAAAUCGCGCCUCGCGCCGGCACACAAACGCACACACAAACACCCAAAGUACAUCUACCAGCUGGUUAGAUCGUGAUCUUGAGAUUUUAGAUGAUGGUACCACGAUAGGGAAGGGGGGCGGAUUUGAAACGACGAUCAUGAGCGUGAAUACGCCGAUGAGUUCGACGUUUCCUGGGAGUUCUGUUGGUGAGACGAGUGUGGGGAAGGCGAGGGAUUCGGACUCGGAGGAGUUGAUUAAGAGGAGUGCAG